UCAGCCUCUCUGUCCUCUGUUCCAAUCCUCCCCGUCGCUGUUUGUUCUUCGAUGUUGUUGAAUGUUUGUCGUCAGAAGAAGAAGAGUUUCCCCAUGUCCCGAUCAGGUUUAGCGUCCGGACCUCGUGCAUAUCCUUGCGCUAGUCCUCUUUCGGAUUAGCGGCUGCAGGUCCGUCCGCUAGGCGCUAGUCCUGAUUGGGACUUAGAGUUUUAAGCCGCAGGUCCCGUGCUUGGCCCAGACUGGCGGGACAGAAAGAGAGAAAAUCUUCGCCUUUUCGCUAACGCUGACACUUACACUUACAUCAAUUAGCCAGCGUCGAUACGCCACCACGUUGUCGUGUCGCUCGUACAGCAGAUUGCUGACAAGGGAGGAAACUCUGAUUUGCCUUUGAUUGCGACUUGUUUUGGUGACUUCGGCCAUGGCAUUUCGAGGUGAGAGGUUUCAUAUUGACCUCUCAGACGACGAGGACGCAACAGCUCCGGCAACAGCUCCAACAGCUUCUAUUCCAUCUCUCAGCAGCUUCGUUAGCGAUAUACAAGAACGUACACCUUCCGCGCCUACUCCUCCCUCUGCCCCGACUCCCAAGUCAACCCUUACCUCAACCGGCUUCCCGGCACAUCGCAAACGCAACAAGGUAUCUGCCUUCAAACGGCAGCGUGAAGGUGCAAGCGCAGGCACUGAAAAUGACAAACCCGCGGUAAAAGAUAAUACGGAAGCCGAUGAGAAAAGGGCUAUUGAUGAAGAAAACAGGCGAAGGAUAGAGGCUAUGUCGGAGGCCGAAAUCAAUGCUGAACGGGCAGAGCUUACGGCUUCCUUGCCUGCAUCACUCAUUGAAAGACUGCUAAGAAGGGCAAACAUCGAAGAAGAUCGCCAGGAAACACAAGGCAAGGAACGAGAGAUACCUAAACAACUAGAACCGAGCUCUUCUGAUAUGCCGGAUGAAAAGCCGAAGAAGUCAGUUUCGUUCGACAUGCCAACUCCUCGCCAGGCUACGGUAGAAGAAGUUAAAGACGACGAACGGGAACAGACAUUUACCCAUCCAGAUGACCUCCCACCGUCAAAUCCGCCUCCUGGGUUACAUCCGGCCUCCCAGCCGCCGCCGCCAAUCCAUUUUCCUCGUCCCCCGCCUCGCUCUGAGCCGAUGCCAAAUCUCGAUCCAUCAUCAACUUCGUUCCUUUCAGAUCUCCAAAGGCACUACUUUCCCGACACCCCUCACUCCGCCUCUAGCUUAUCAUGGCUACGAUCCUCUGACUCCGAUUCCGACCCGUCAUCUGCCUACCACCCUUCCAGUACCGCCACUUCUAUUGCCCCAGCAGCACUCCGCUUCUCACUUAAAGGAGCCAUACUCGCACCCCGAACUUCGCUCUCCAUCCCACCAUCCAAGGGUCUCCAUCACCAUGCUGCUGAUCCAGAGGCGGCAGGAUAUACUAUUCCAGAACUCGCCAUUCUCUCACGUUCCACGGUACCUGCUCAGCGGUGUCUAGCCUGGCAAGUAUUGGGCCGCGUGCUCUACCGCCUUGGCAAAGGAGAGUUCGGUGAGCAAGACACCCCGUUGGUUAAUGGACUAUGGAGUGUGGUUGAACGAGAGGCUGUUGUGGCUGGUAUGCUCUCUGAGGCUGGAGCGGAUGCAAAUAUUGAUGUUGAUGGAAAGAAAGAAACCUCAUCAGAUGGUAAACCUACUACAGUUCAAGCAAAGCCUGGAGGUAUUGGACGACAUGCCAGCGCCAGAGCAUGGGCUACAGAGGCGGUCUGGCUCUGGCGGCGAGGAGGGGAUGGAAAAAGAGGCCUUAGGCGGGAGUCAGAAGCCAUUUAA
Molecule: messenger RNA, 1813 nt
Organism: Trichophyton rubrum CBS 118892
Lineage: Eukaryota; Fungi; Ascomycota; Eurotiomycetes; Onygenales; Arthrodermataceae
Exons: 1
Coding region: 419-1813 (464 amino acids)
Biological process (GO): transcription by RNA polymerase II
Cellular component (GO): nucleus
Source: RefSeq, a predicted model, not a curated record